GUUAAUAAACCUGACUUCUCAUCAGCCAAUGAGCUGAUGAGAUAGACAUACCACACGUACUUCACGUGAUCAUUCGAAGAGGACCAUGAGGAGUAAUGGAGGGGUCUGGUGAAAACAGAAAGAAAGGAGUCCAGAGACCCCAGAGAAUAAGAGUAAAACCCAAGGAUGAAGCGGUAUACUAUGCAUCCAGGGGUAAGGACAGAGAAGGAUUGGACGUGAAAUUCAUUAACUCUCUCAAAGGUCGAGUAGUGUUUGCAAAGAGACACUUAGAACGAGGAGAAUUUCUUGUUGAAUACAGAGGGGAUUUGAUGGAAAAAAAGAAGUAUGAAAGGAGAGUUAAACUGUACCACAAAGGCUUAAAAGUCUUCAUGUUUGAGUUUUGUUACAAUGGAAAACAGCUGUGUAUUGAUGCAGCGAAAGAGGACGGCUCAUUGGGAAGACUGGUCAAUGAUGACCAUAUCAACCCAAAUGGCAAAAUCAAAACGGUCACGGUGAAAGGACAUCCUCAUUUAUGUGUUUUUGCAACAAAAGACAUUAAACCAAAGGAAGCGAUUACUUAUAACAAUGGAGACUCAGACUGGCCAUGGAGAAUGAAGAUUUCAGAAGACAAACAUCCUGCUGAUGACGAUACACCAAUUGCAACGACCUCACUCCCAGAUGAGAAGCAGAUUUCAGAAGACAGACAUCCUGCUGAUGACGAUACACCAAAGGCAUCGACCUCACUCCCAGAUGAGAAACAGAUUUCUGAAGACAGACAUCCUGCUGAUGACGAUACACCAAAGGCCUCGACCUCACUCCCAGAUGAGAAACAGAUUUCAGAAGACAGACAUCCUGCUGAUAACGAUACACCAAAGGCAUCGACCUCACUCCCAGAUGAGAAACAGAUUUCUGAAGACAGACAUCCUGCUGAUGACGAUACACCAAAGGCCUCGACCUCACUCCCAGAUGAGAAACAGAUUUCAGAAGACAGACAUCCUGCUGAUGACGAUACACCAAAGGCAUCGACCUCACUCCCAGAUGAGAAACAGAUUUCUGAAGACAGACAUCCUGCUGAUGACGAUACACCAAAGGCCUCGACCUCACUCCCAGAUGAGAAACAGAUUUCAGAAGAAAGACAUCCUGCUGAUAACGAUACACCAAUUGCAUCGACCUCAGUCCCAGAUGAGAAACAGAUUUCAGAAGACAGACAUCCUGCUGAUAACGAUACACCAAAGGCCUCGACCUCACUCCCAGAUGAGAAACAGAGCUUCCAACAUAAAGUGGGUUCUUCAUCAGCUUCAUCAUUUGAAAAAUGUGCAUUCUGUCAUGGCCCCUUAAGUGCCAGGAAAUGGAUUUGUGUCAAAUAUAAAGCCCUCCCUGAAAAUUAUGCUGAGAUGGAAGAUCCACGUAGAAAGCAAAAACGUCCAUGGUCUCCCAAAGAAAUUGCAGCUGUGAUGAGGCAUUUCCAGGAACACAUUGCUAAUGGAAAGCUGGCUACUGUUGUUGAAAUCAAACAGUGUAGGAGUGGUGAGCAUCCUACACUAGCUAGUCGCCCAGUCCAAAACAUAAUAGACUUUGUCAGAAAUCGUGGCCUGAUUCAAAAAAGGAAAAAACAGCAAAAGGAAAACAGCUGUUGAAUGAAUAAGCAUAGUUUGAAGAAUAUAUGUUACAAGUUUGUUGAAGAGAAGACAGGUGGCCAAAAAGUUAGGAGACAUUUAUGAUCUGUUUCACCAUUGUUCAAAAUAAACUUGGCUGUUCAGUGCCAGAUUGGGA
This is a messenger RNA of Oryzias latipes (Japanese medaka), 1752 nucleotides long. RefSeq lists its product as uncharacterized. Gene Ontology annotation, cellular component: nucleus; polytene chromosome. NCBI's taxonomy places the organism in Eukaryota, Metazoa, Chordata, Actinopteri, Beloniformes, Adrianichthyidae. Gene Ontology annotation, biological process: regulation of DNA damage response, signal transduction by p53 class mediator; regulation of transcription by RNA polymerase II. The record is from RefSeq and is a predicted model, not a curated record. Gene Ontology annotation, molecular function: protein binding; histone H4K20 methyltransferase activity; transcription regulator activity.